CUUUACUCCUAAACAAAUCACAAAGCAAAAUCCCUAAAGAGCUCUCAUAUUUCAGAAAAUUGCUGCAAUCCGCCGAAGCUUUUUUGGAGCCCUAAAAAUGGAGAAGAUAGGAGUUGCAAUGACCGAUCCAAUGGUGAGUUACCUCGAAAAACAGCUUGAACAACGCUUCAAUCUCUUCAAGCUCUGGAUUCAUCCUCUCAACUCCGAUUACCUUCAGCAACACGCGCAAUCGAUCAGAGCAGUAGUCGUCAGUUCCAGUUCCGGCGCCGACGCAAAUUUGAUCGACGCUUUGCCGGCUUUGGAAGUCGUAGCGAGCUUCAGUGUGGGAAUCGACAAAAUUGAUUUGGCGAAAUGCGUGGAGAAGGGGAUUAGGGUUACCAAUACGCCCGAUGUGUUGACCGAUGAUGUCGCCGAUGCCGCAAUUGGUCUGGCCAUUGCGGUUUCGAGGAGGAUUUGUGAGUGCGAUCGGUUCGUCCGGAGUGGAUCGUGGACCAAAGGCGAUUUUGGAUUGGGAACGAAGUUCAGUAAAAAAUCAGUAGGAAUUCUUGGGUUGGGAAGGAUCGGCUUAGCCAUUGCCAAGAGAGCUGAAGCAUUUGGGUGCUCCAUCAGUUAUUGCAGUAGGAAUGAUAAGCAUCACAGUGUUUACAAAUACUUCCCCACCGUCCUAGACUUGGCCGCAAACUCCCAGUUUCUGUUUGUGGCAUGCAAUCUGACCCAACAAACUAACCACAUUAUCAAUCGAGAAGUAAUCGAUGCAUUGGGGCCAAAUGGCUUUCUUAUCAAUGUUGGACGAGGCGCUCACGUCGAUGAAUCGGAGCUCAUCUCUGCCUUGCUCAAUGGUUGUUUGGCUGGGGCAGGACUAGAUGUAUAUGAAAACGAGCCCCAUGUACCUAAACAGUUGCUCGAGCUUCAAAAUGUAGUCCUAUUGCCUCACGUUGCAUCGGAUACCAACGAGACUAGCACUGCAAUGGCUGACCUUGUAAUUCGAAACUUGGAGGCACAUUUCAAGGAUGAGCCUCUACUUACUCCCGUAACUUAUUAUGAAAAAAAAAAAUUACUCUUCAAAAAUAAAACUAAAUUUCAAAAUUGCUCCCAUAUGUUAGGGGAUUGUUGCAGUGCGCUGGAACUUUUGGCUGCCCUGAAAAUGGAGAAGAUAGGAGUUGCAAUGACCACUCCAAUGUUCACUUACCUCGAAAAACAGCUUGAACAACGCUUCAAUCUCUUCAAGCUCUGGAUUCAUCCUCUCAACUCCGAUUACCUUCAACAAAACGCGAAAUCGAUCAGAGCAGUAGUCGGCUGUACCAAGAUCGGCGCCGACGCCAAUUUGAUCGACACUUUUCCGGCGUUGGAAAUCGUAGCGAGCUUCAGUGUGGGAAUCGACAAAAUUGAUUUGCCCAAGUGCCGGGUGAAGGGAAUUAGGGUUACUAAUACACCCGAGGUGUUGACCGACGAUGUUGCGGAUGCCGCAAUUGGACUGGCCAUUGCGGUUUCGAGGAGGAUUUGUGAGUCUGACCGGUUCGUCAAGAGUGGAUCGUGGACGAAAGGCGGUUUGGGAUUGGGAACGAAGUUCAAUGGUAAAUCAGUUGGAAUUGUUGGAUUGGGAAGGAUUGGUUCUGCCAUUGCCAAGAGAGCUGAAGCAUUUGGUUGCUCCAUAAGUUAUUGCAGUAGGAAUGAAAAGCAUCACAGUGGUUACAAAUACUUUCCCAGCGUCGUAGACUUGGCUGCAAAUUCCCAGUUUCUGUUUGUGGCAUGCAAUCUGACCCAAGAAACUAAGCACAUUAUCAAUCGAGAAGUAAUUGAUGCAUUGGGGCCAAAUGGCAUUCUUAUCAAUGUUGGGCGAGGUGCUCACGUCAAUGAAUCUGAGCUCGUCUCCGCGCUACUCGAAGGUCGUUUAGGAGGGGUAGGGCUAGAUGUAUUUGAAAACGAGCCCCAUGUACCUGAACAAUUGCUUGAGCUUGAGAAUGCAGUUCUUCUGCCUCAUGUGGGAACGGAUACCAUUGAGACCACCAUUGCAAUGGCGGACCUCGUGAUUGGAAACUUGGAGGCACAUUUCAGGAACGAGCCUCUGAUUACUCCUGUGAUUUGAUUUUUCCUUACUUCUAGACAUCUCCCCGUAGUCUUUGAUACAUUUGAGCUAGAAUGUUAAAACUAUUGUUGUUUUAUAUGGUCUCUCUUGUUUCCC
Messenger RNA from Cucurbita maxima (winter squash), 2182 nucleotides. RefSeq lists its product as uncharacterized. Gene Ontology annotation, molecular function: glyoxylate reductase (NADPH) activity; hydroxypyruvate reductase [NAD(P)H] activity; NAD binding. The transcript is spliced from 5 exons. Gene Ontology annotation, cellular component: cytosol. The coding region runs from base 98 to 2086 and encodes 662 amino acids. The record is from RefSeq and is a predicted model, not a curated record. NCBI's taxonomy places the organism in Eukaryota, Viridiplantae, Streptophyta, Magnoliopsida, Cucurbitales, Cucurbitaceae.